AUGUUUGAAGAUGAAAUUGAAAGAGUCCGAAUUCGAUGUGGUUUUAAUGCUGGGAUUGCGGUUGGAUGUACAGGUCAUGGUAAAGAUAGAGCAGGUGGUAUUGCUUUGUGGUGGAAUGAUGCUACAAAUAUCACCAUAUCCUCCUAUUCUCUAAAUCAUAUUAAUGGGACGGUUGGUGAUGAUUUGAAUGGCGAGCCUUGGAGUAUUACAGGAAUUUAUGGAUUCCCAGAAGAAUAUAACAAGAGGAAAACGUGGGCUUUAAUUAAUGAGAUUUCAACCUCUGCAGCUGAAAACUGGAUUUGUUUUGGAGACUUGAAUGAUAUUGUGUCUGCUACAGAGAAAGUAGGUGGCAAUCCUAGAAGUCUCACUCAGUUAAAUUUGGGUAGAGUGGCGAUGGAAGAGUGCAGUUUGACAGAUUUGGGAUUCACUGGUUAUCCUUUUACUUGGACAAAUGGAAGAGAGGGCGAGGAGAACAUUCAAUGUCGUCUUGAUAGGGCUAUGGCUUCUUCUGGUUUCACAAACAGAUUCAGCCCCAUCAAAGUCACUCAUUUACCUAGAUUCAGAUCCGAUCACUCUGCUCUCCAAAUUCUGCUGGAAGCGCAUGACCAUGAUGGAAGAAAUAAGAAACCUCACAUUUUUCGGUUUGAAGAAUGCUGGUCCAAAGAUAGAAAUUGUGAGUCUCUCAUUAAGAAGUAUUGGUCUAGCACUAGGGGUGACUGUGAGACAAAAUUAGUUGCCCUUCAAUCUCUAGAUGUUGAUUUUAAACACUAUAGAUCAAAUGAGGUGAAAAAAGAGAUUCUAAAAAUAGAGGAGGCUUUAAAAGAAGAAUGUUUGUGGGAUGGUUCUAAGGAUGAAAUUCAGAAAUAUAGAGAAAUGGAAAGAAAACACUCUGAACUUCUGCAACAUGAAGAGCUACUUUGGAGACAACGCAGCAGGGCUGUUUGGUUAAAGGAUGGAGAUAAGAAUACAAAAUUCUUCCAUGGAAAGGCUUCUCAAAGAAAGAAAACAAAUGCUAUAAAAAAGUUGAAAGAUGAAGACGGUAUUUGGUGGCAUGGCCAAGAUAAAGUGGAGGGUGUGUUAAUUGAUUUUUUCUCUGACUUAUUUACAUCAUCUAAUCCCACUAGUAUGGAUCAAGUAUGUGAAGCAGUAAACAAAAAACUCUCAGAUGAUCAAAAGGACUGGUGCAGCCAACCUUACAACCUUGAAGAGAUUAAAGAAGCUGUUGAUCAAAUGCAUCCUUUAAAGGCUCCUGGCCCGGAUGGAAUACCUGCUCUUUUCUUUCAAAAAUACUGGCAUAUUGUGGGUAAGGAUACUUGUUUAAAGGUUUUGAGCAUUCUUAAUGAUAAUGGUACUCCUGAAAGUUUAAACCGAACUUUUGUGGCUUUAAUUCCAAAGUGCAAGAAUCCUGGUUCCCCAAAUCACUUCAGGCCCAUAAGUUUGUGCAAUGUAAUUAUGAAAAUUGUGACAAAAUGCAUAGCUAACAGAAUGAAAUGCAUCCUACCAGAGGUUGUAGAUGAAGAGCAAAGUGCAUUUGUGAAAGGGAGAUUGAUAACUGACAACGCUCUGAUAGCUAUGGAAUGUUUUCAUUGGAUGAAAAAGAAGACAAAAGGGAAGAAAGGAAUGAUGGCACUCAAGUUAGACAUGGCAAAAGCUUAUGAUCGAAUGGAGUGGCCUUUCAUCAGAUCAACUCUUCAAGCCACAGGUUUCCCGCCCACAAUGAUAAACCUGAUUAUGAACUGCAUAUCUACUGUGUCAUAUCAAUUAUUGGUGAAUGGUCAACCAAGUAGAAGAUUCAAGCCAGAAAGAGGUAUUCGCCAAGGCGAUCCAUUAUCCCCAUAUGUUUUUAUUCUGUGUGCUAAUGUAUUAUCUGGUAUGUUACACAAGGGUGCUAGAAACAAUAAGAUUCACGGUCUUCAAGUGGCGAGGAAUGCUCCAAAGAUUACUCAUUUACUUUUUGCGGAUGAUAGCCUUCUCUUUGCUAGAGCUAACCAGAAGGAAGCAGAGGUAAUUAUUAAUAUUCUCCAAACUUAUCAGACAGCUUCAGGUCAAUUAGUGAGUCUUGAGAAAUCAGAAGUGUCAUUUAGCCGAAAUUUGCCAACUAUUGAGAAGAAUAUGAUCUGUAACAAGAUUGAUGUAAAGGCUGUGACAAAUCACUCCAAGUACCUGGGACUUCCUGUUAUUUUUGGUAGAUCUAAGAAAGAAAUCUUCGCUAGUGUUCAAGAGAGGAUUUGGAAGAAGAUCAAAGGUUGGAAAGAGAAAUGUUUGUCAAGAGCGGGAAAGGAAACUUUGAUAAAGUCAGUCGCCCAGGCCAUCCCAAACUACAUUAUGAGUUGUUACAAGUUACCUACUGGUUGUUGUGAUAAUAUUGAAGCUAUGUUGGCAAAAUUUUGGUGGGGAACAACUGAGAAGCAAAGGAAAAUUCAUUGGGUCAGUUGGAACAAACUAGGAAAGGCAAAGAGUAAAGGCGGUCUCGGAUUCAGAAGCUUCGAAGAUUUUAAUAAAGCCCUUCUUGGGAAACAAUGUUGGAGACUACUUCAAAAUCCAGAUUCACUUCUUGCAAAAGUGUUCAAGAGCAGGUACUUCCCAAGAUCAAAAUUCAUGGAUGCGAAUGUGGGAUAUCAACCUAGCUAUGCUUGGCGGAGCUUGUGUAAUUCAAGAGAAGUAAUUGAUGUGGGAGCUAGAUGGUUAAUUGGUAAUGGGAAGGAUGUGCACAUAUGGAAUGACAAAUGGUUGCCGGCGCAAGACAAGUUCAAGGUCUGGAGUCCCGUGUCUAAUUUGGCUCCUAAUGCAAUGGUUAGUGAUUUGAUCAAUCUAGAGACAAAAAUGUGGGACAAGAACCUGGUUCAAAAUUGUUUCAAUUCUUUUGAAGCCGAACAAAUUCUUAAUAUUCCACUUUCUUGGAGACUUCCUGCUGACAAGUUGAUUUGGCACUGGGAGAAAAAUGGAGAAUUUUCUGUACGUUCAGCUUACCAUAUGUUAUCUGAAAUUAGGAACCAAAACAGUCCCGAGGCAUCUUCAUCCAGAGAUCACUUGUUGUGGAAGGCUAUCUGGAAAGUAAAUGUGCCAAAUUGCAUCAAGAAUUUCUUAUGGAGGUUGGCAAAAGCAAUUCUCCCAACUAGAAGCAGACUGGAAAAGAAAGGGAUCACUCUUGAUACAACAUGUCCUCUUUGUUUUAAUGAUAUUGAAUGCAAUGAACAUCUGUUCAUGCAUUGCCCUUUGUCUAAACAGGUUUGGUUCUCAUCUCCUCUUGGGUUACAUGCUCCUAACAAUGUCGACCUAAUUUCUUGGAUGCAACUUUGGCUUUCAAAUCCUGACAAAUUAGCCUCCCAACUAUUUAGCACUACUCUAUGGAUGAUUUGGAAAGGAAGGAACAAGUUGAUUUUUAAGAAUGUGAAAUUCUGUCCAAUUUAUGUUGCUGCUGCUAGUUCUGAUUUUGUGGCAGAAUUCAACUCAGGUUCUUGCUGUAAUGAGAGCAAUAUAGUUCGCGAGAAUCCGGACAGUUGGGAGCCUCCGGAGCAAGCAAAAUUUAAAGUAAACAUUGAUGCAGGGUGCUUCUCUAAUGGAACUACUGGAUGGGGAAUGAUUAUGAGAAACCAUCUUGGUAUGGUUGAUUUUGCUGCAACUCAUCUAGAGAAGAUCAAAGUUUCUCCAACUCUGGCCGAGGCUAUGGCGCUGCGAUGGUGUUUAAAGUGGAUUCAAGCUUCAACGCAUCAUGAGCAUAUCACCAUUGAAUCUGAUUCUGAGAUAUCUGUCAAAUGUCUACAUGGCAGUGUUUGUGAUGUUCUAGUGGAAAAUAUAAUUCAAGAUUGUAGAGAUUUUCUUUCUAGAUUGCCAAAUGUAAUUGUUGUUUUUAUUAGAAGGAGCAAAAAUUUUGCUGCUCAUGAACUAGCUACUUUGGCUAGGAAUCAACAAGAGUUGAUGGAAGAGGAGAAUGAUCCAGUUGAUGAUAGUCUUAGUGAAAUAUUUACUUUCACUAAGAUGCUGGAAACAAGUACACAUGCUGCUGGACUUUAUAUUCCAAAGGAACAUGCAGAUAGAUGCUUCCCUACACUGGAUAUGACUGGUCAACCACCAAUGCAAGAUUUAGUGAUGAAGGACUUGCAUGGAAUUGAGUGGAAUUUUCGACAUAUUUACUGUGAUCAUCAAAAAGCUCACUACCUUACAAGUGGUUGGAGCAAGUUCGUAAAUUCUAAAAAACUUGUUCCCGGAGAUUCAUGCAUUUUUGCCAGAGGAGAGAAUGGUGAAAUUGGUAUUGGGAUUCGUCGAGCCAUGAAACAAGAUAGUGAUAUAUGGAAAACAUCAUCUACAUUUGCACCAAUGGGUGUUGCUUCCUUUGCUGUUUUAACAGGAACUAUGUUCACUGUCCAGUACUACCCUUGGAUUACUCCCUUUGAGUUUAUGAUCCCUCUGAAAACUUAUGUUGAGUCCAUUGAAAGAGACUACCCCAUUGGAACGAGGGUACGUAGGUUGUCUCAAGAUGAAGAAUCUGCAAGAAGAUAUGGUACAAUUGUUGGUAAUGAAGAUAUUGAUCCCAUUAGGUGGCCUGGAUCUGAAUGGAGAUGUAUCAAGGUGCAAUGGGAUUCCAAACCACCAAAUACUUUUACAGAACUUGAAAGGGUUUGUCCUUGGUGGAUUGAGCCUUUGGGAUCUCCCAAGAUUAAGGGCUUUCCUAUUCUUCCUUCAUCAAAUGAGGAUAUUGGGAGUUCAACCAAGGCUGACUAUCACAUAGUCGAUAUGGAAGUGCAAGGUAAUGCAACUGGAUGGGGAAUGGUUAUUUACAACCAAUCAGGCCGUGUUGUUCUCUCAGCCUGCAGGAAAGAAUUAAUUGAUGUUGAGCCUGUCUUGGCCGAGGCAAUUGGUGUGAGAUGGUGUCUUCAAAAAGCUAUUGAAUUAAAUAUGACAGACAUUGUUAUUGUAUCUGAUGCUGCCACUGUAGUAAGUUGUAUUAACUCAAACAAGCAUGUUGCUGUGAUAGAUUUAGUGAUUCAAGAUUGUAAUUUACUUAUUGAACAAUUAGAUAGUGUAGUUGUGACAUAUGUUAGGCGUCACCUAAAUGUUGUUGCUCAUGGAUUAGCAGGUUUUUCAAAUGUUGUUGGUACUAAAUUGUGGAUGGGAGUAGUUCCAAACUCCAUAUCUGCAGCACUUUGUAACACAGCUGGUGUAUCAGCAGUUUUUAGUUAA
Molecule: messenger RNA, 5181 nt
Organism: Trifolium pratense (red clover)
Lineage: Eukaryota; Viridiplantae; Streptophyta; Magnoliopsida; Fabales; Fabaceae
Exons: 10
Coding region: 1-5181 (1726 amino acids)
Biological process (GO): regulation of DNA-templated transcription; response to hormone
Cellular component (GO): nucleus
Molecular function (GO): RNA-DNA hybrid ribonuclease activity; DNA binding
Source: RefSeq, a predicted model, not a curated record